Penicillium cataractarum is the source of this 1284-nucleotide messenger RNA. It is a transcript of the gene mdm12, whose product is annotated as ERMES complex subunit MDM12. The record is from RefSeq and is a predicted model, not a curated record. Bases 1 to 1284 code for a protein of 427 amino acids. Lineage: Eukaryota; Fungi; Ascomycota; Eurotiomycetes; Eurotiales; Aspergillaceae. Gene Ontology annotation, cellular component: ERMES complex. Gene Ontology annotation, biological process: mitochondrion organization; phospholipid transport. The transcript has a single exon. Gene Ontology annotation, molecular function: lipid binding.
AUGUCCAUCGAAGUCGACUGGGCAAGGGCCACCUCCGGCCCGGACGGAGAAGCUCUAGCAGAGCGCAUCCGCUCCUUUGUCCACGACAAGUUCCAACAAGUCCCCCUACCACGCUUCAUUCGUUCCGUCCAAUGCCACGCCUUCGAAUUCGGGACAAUCGGACCAGACCUCGAGAUCAAAGACUUCUGCGAACCCUUCUCCGACUUCUAUGAGGAAGACGAUGACGACACUUCCGCGACUUCGGAGGAGCUCAUCGCUGAACAAUGGUCCGGACGCCAUUCGGACUCCGCAUACGACGACGAUGUGCCGCAUAACCUCCACCACCAUCCCUACCCGGGCGAGGCGUUCCAGCCCUCUGCACUUCGAUCUCCACUGCCUUUGGGUGACCACAUCAAUUCGCAUUUCCUGCCUCGCGCCGGCACCCCCGGUAUUCCUGGAGGCACAUCGACUCUCGGGUACCAUUUGAUGUCCCUGGGUGGUCUUUCGGGAACCCAGACUCCGCUCGCAGCUGUAGCAGGCGGGACACCGUUCGCCAGCAGCUGGUCAGACGCUGGAUUAGGUCAUGGAGGCAGGCCACGCCGUCCCUCUCGCCCGAGUGGCCUUCAGCACCGAGCAGACGCAGACAUCGACACCACAAACUCGGCGUCACGGCCAUCCACCGCAAACACACUACCCUCGCAUCCCUCGGCGGGCCAUACUGGCAGCAGCGGAUCAAAUCGCAACAGCGGUGAUCCAGCUGAUAUACCGCAGCCAUCCACAGAACCCCUCAUCGACCCCUCUGCUCCAAUCCCGCCGCGUAUGCGGGAGCGUCGUCCAGAGGAUUUCCAAAUUUUAUGUCACGUCAAAUACGCCGGUGAUGUCCGAUUAUCCUUGACAGCGGAGAUCUUGCUCGAUUACCCGAUGCCAAGCUUUGUCGGACUGCCGCUGAAACUCAACGUCACCGGGAUUACCUUUGACGGUGUGGCGGUGGUUGCAUAUAUACGGAAACGCAUUCACUUCUGCUUCUUAUCUCCUGAAGACGCGGAUGCGCUGCUCGGUUCUGAAGGACAGCAUCAGAGCAGCCAGCAGCCUGGUGAAGAUGGUCGGCCGCGGUCUGGCGGGGAUCAGAAACGACAGGGUGGAUUGCUGCAGGAGAUUAGGGUGGAAAGCGAGAUUGGCCGUAAGGAAGACGGCAAGCAAGUUCUUAAGAAUGUUGGAAAGGUGGAGCGCUUUGUUCUCGCUCAGGUGCGUCGCAUCUUUGAGGAAGAGCUGGUUUACCCUAGCUUCUGGACAUUCCUCAUUUAA